AUGGGUGCGCUCGGGCGGACGCCGACGGAGCAAGAGCUCAGCGCGAUCCUGCGCGAGAUCGACACGGACCACAACGGCACUAUCGAAUUCGACGAGUUCGUCGACCUCAUGGACCGCAACCCGCUUUCGCCCAAGCUCGCGGGCGCGGCGCCGUUCGGGGAGGACUCGGAGCUGUACUACGCGUUCAGCGUGUUUGAUAAGGAUUCAAGUGGCAAGAUUAGUGUGGAUGAGCUGGCGCAGGUUAUGAAGAACCUAGGGGAAAAGUUAACAAAGGACGAACUUGACAUGAUGAUCAGCGAAGCCGACCUGGAUGGUGACAAGGAGAUCAACUUCACGGAAUUUAAGAAGAUGGUUGGGGGACUUUCAAAGUGA
This is a messenger RNA of Psilocybe cubensis, 372 nucleotides long. RefSeq lists its product as uncharacterized. The coding region runs from base 1 to 372 and encodes 123 amino acids. NCBI's taxonomy places the organism in Eukaryota, Fungi, Basidiomycota, Agaricomycetes, Agaricales, Agrocybaceae. Gene Ontology annotation, molecular function: calcium ion binding. The record is from RefSeq and is a predicted model, not a curated record. The transcript is spliced from 4 exons.